GCACACCGUUCCGCUUUAUUCGUUUCUUUCUUUCUCUCAAUUUCAAUAGGUGUGUACGGUUUCAAUUCACGGAGUGUAUGUUUAGUCAUCACCACUGUGUAUCAAUUGAUUUUUUAUAGAUUCGUGGAUUCUUCCAGAAGGAUGUCGACUGCCUGCAGCGAUAAGUCGUCGUCGACGGCGGCAGUUACCGGCGGCGGUUUCGGAGGAGAAAUCAUGUUGUUUGGUGUGAGAGUUAAAGUGGAUCCUAUGAGGAAGAGCGUGAGUCUGAACAAUCUCUCACAGUACGAGCAACCGAAUGCUAACAACAACAACGGUGAUAACAAUGAAUCCUCUAAAGUGGCUCAUGACGAAGUUUAUGCCUCUGCAGAUGACGCUGUUCAACACCAGUCCAACUGUGGUCGCGAGCGCAAGCGAGGAGUUCCGUGGACGGAGGAAGAGCACAAGUUAUUCCUUUUAGGAUUGCAGAAAGUGGGAAAAGGAGACUGGAGAGGAAUCUCUCGUAACUUUGUAAAGACUCGUACACCGACACAGGUUGCAAGUCACGCUCAGAAGUACUUCCUCAGGCGAAGCAACCUCAACCGUCGCCGCCGCCGAUCUAGCCUCUUUGAUAUCACAACUGACUCGGUAUCAGUAAUGCUAAUAGAAGAGGGGGAAAAUAAGCAAGAAAUCCCAGUUGUAGCACCGGCAACAUUACCUACUGUAGAAACUACCAAAACCAAUGCAUUUCCGGUGGCAACGGCUGUUGAUCCUAUCAUGUUUCCAGCACAGAUUGAUAAGUCAAGAGAUAAUCCAACUCUGUUGCGAUGCGAUCAUGGGAAUUCAUCAACGCUGGUUGGUCCUGUUCCUAUGUUUUCAAUGCCCAAUGCAUCAACAGUGAUUGACCUUAAUGCGAACCACAACUCAACAAUUGAGCCAUCUUCAUUAUCACUGAGAUUAUCCUUGUCACUUGAUCAGGGACAAACAUCAUCUACUAGACACUCGGCUUAUAAAAUGAUGUCAAGUUUCAGUAAUGGAGAAAGCAUCAUCCGUGUGGCAUGAGGUCAAAGGAUCUCUGGAGAAAAAAAUAGGACAAGAGUGAGUAAGCUAGGGUUCAUAAUUAUAUUAAUCUUAUAUAUUGAGAAAAAGUUUAAGGAGAUAUCCAUGUGAUUAAUUGACUAGACUUUUGGUCCUGGUUUGUACAAGACCAGAAAUAUGUCAUGCCCUGUUUAAUGCUACUCGUAUUUAUAACAUCA
Solanum dulcamara is the source of this 1232-nucleotide messenger RNA. Its product is annotated as transcription factor MYB1R1. NCBI's taxonomy places the organism in Eukaryota, Viridiplantae, Streptophyta, Magnoliopsida, Solanales, Solanaceae. Gene Ontology annotation, biological process: response to ethylene; response to gibberellin; response to auxin. Gene Ontology annotation, molecular function: DNA binding. The coding region runs from base 142 to 1038 and encodes 298 amino acids. The record is from RefSeq and is a predicted model, not a curated record. The transcript is spliced from 3 exons.